AUGUUUCCCAACACGCUCAUACUUCUCGCGCUCGCGGCAACCGGUCUAUGCCAAUCAGACAGCCCACGCACAGUCUACCUAACCUCAACCCAAGACCCUAAAUUUGUCAUCGUCCCCAAAGCACGCACUGCUGGCUCUGCCCUCGUCGUUCAACAAACUACCUCCUCCUCGACGCAAACUUGGCUUCUCACCGCCCCAUCCAACAGCACCAGCAUCCGCCUCGCCUCCACCACCCUCUGCAUAGACGCCGGCCCGCGCUCCGGCUGGAAAGACAUGGCCUUACUCUACGUCCGCGAGUGCGCUGCCGUGGGUACCGCAAACGAGCAGCAAACGUGGAUCACCAUGGCUGACGGCCGCAUUGCGCUGGCGGCGAGUAGUGGAACGAGGCUGUGUGUGGAUUUGCAGUACAUAAAAGCUGUGCAGAACAAUCCUGUUGGCAUGUAUAAUUGUGCAGGACUGGGGAAUAUCGGGGCACAGGACAAGGGGCUUAAUUGGCCUAUGGUUGAUUUCAAGUCUAGUCAGUCUGCCUGGACGGCUUAG
Messenger RNA from Pyrenophora tritici-repentis Pt-1C-BFP, 540 nucleotides. Its product is annotated as Ricin-B-lectin multi-domain protein. The record is from RefSeq and is a predicted model, not a curated record. NCBI's taxonomy places the organism in Eukaryota, Fungi, Ascomycota, Dothideomycetes, Pleosporales, Pleosporaceae.